AUGUCAGAAGCAGAGAAGCAACCAGAAGUACCAGCCACCCAGGAAGAAGAAUCCACCGCGCAAUUUGAGCCAGUCGUCAAGCUCACGGAGACAGUUCAAGUUAAAACCAAUGAAGAAGACGAGCAAGUAUUGUUCAAGAUCAGAGCUAAGCUCUUUAGAUUCGCAAAGGAAUCCUCUGAGUGGAAGGAAAGGGGUACUGGUGAUGUACGUAUCCUCCAGCACAAAGAAUCUAAAAAAGUUCGCUUGGUUAUGCGUAGAGACAAGACUUUGAAGGUGUGCGCUAACCACUUUCUCACUGAGGAUAUGAAGCUGUCUCCAAAUAUUGGCAGUGAUCGUAGUUGGGUGUGGGCUGUAGCUGCAGAUAUCUCUGACGGUGAACCUUGCGCUGAAACUCUGGCUAUUAGAUUCGCUAAUGCUGACAACGCCAACGCUUUCAAAGAAAAAUUCGAGCAAGGUGUCAAGAUGAAUAGCGAGUUGAAUAAUGACAAGGAGGAGAAAGCGGAGGAGAAGGCUGAGGAGAAGGAUGAAAAGAAGGCAGAAGAGAAGGCAGAAGAGAAGGCAGAAGAGAAGGCAGAAGAUAAACCAGAAGAGAAGGUAGAAGAAAAGCCAGAAAACUCCAAGCCAGAAGAAUCCAAACCAGAUUCAACUUAA
Messenger RNA from Wallemia ichthyophaga EXF-994, 651 nucleotides. RefSeq names its product Ran-specific GTPase-activating protein 1. Gene Ontology annotation, biological process: nucleocytoplasmic transport. The coding region runs from base 1 to 651 and encodes 216 amino acids. The record is from RefSeq and is a predicted model, not a curated record. Lineage: Eukaryota; Fungi; Basidiomycota; Wallemiomycetes; Wallemiales; Wallemiaceae. The transcript is spliced from 2 exons. Gene Ontology annotation, molecular function: GTPase activator activity. Gene Ontology annotation, cellular component: cytoplasm; nuclear pore.